Messenger RNA from Orcinus orca (killer whale), 2272 nucleotides. RefSeq names its product zinc finger protein interacting with ribonucleoprotein K-like. Lineage: Eukaryota; Metazoa; Chordata; Mammalia; Artiodactyla; Delphinidae. Bases 542 to 2272 code for a protein of 576 amino acids. The record is from RefSeq and is a predicted model, not a curated record. Gene Ontology annotation, biological process: regulation of DNA-templated transcription. The transcript is spliced from 4 exons.
GACUCCGCGAUCUCGGUGUGGGCUCCCUCCUCUGUGGCUGGUGGGGCCAUGGGAACUACGCUACCCACAAUGCCGGAGGCCGAGGGCCAAGACUAGCAGCCAAUGAACGCCCGAAAGCAGGGCGUUUUCUCGUUCGGACCAGAGGAUGUGGGUGGGACUUCUGGCCCCGCUGUUGUGGCAGUCACCAUGGCUGCUCCAGUGUCCAACAGCGAUACGGGUACUUUAGGAGAGCGGAGUCAGGAUCGGGGUGACCAGAGCGAGGAGGCUUUAGAGGAGAGGUUGUCCCCACUGCACAGCGGCGAGUCUGCAGAGCCGCGGCGGUAGAUGACGAUUGUACACGAGUUCCAUCUCUGUCGCCCACCACCUAAGACCCCGCUCCUCCCAGACUCCGAUGGCGGCGGCCGCGCCGAGGGACCCGCCUCAGGUAAACGCUCAUCCUACUGGCCCUGACCGCCCUCACCCCACCAGACACUAAAGACCCAAGUGCGGGGCGCCUGCUCAUGUCUAUGCAGUAUAGAUCCCUGUGUCCAGAAGAACUCCCAUGACUACAGAAGUGCUUAUGGACUGUACAAAGGACUGUGUGACCUUUGAGGACGUGGCCAUUUACUUCUCGCAGGAGGAGUGGGGGUUCCUUGAUGAGGCUCAGAGACGCCUGUACCACAAGGUGAUGCUGGAGAACUUUUUACUUACAGCCUCAAUGGUUUGUUUGCAUGGAACAGAGAAGAAAGAGACACGUUCUGGGCAAAAUGUUUCCCUAGAAGUUUUGUCACAGGUCAGGACUCCAAAGGUAGGUCUAAUCAGCCAGAAGGCUCACCCCGGUGAGAAAUGUGUCCCAAUCCUGAAAGACACUUUGCACUUGGCUUACCUACCUGGGCAGAAACCAUACUUGACUGGGGCAUGUGCAAACCUACGACAGCUUCAGAAGCAUUUCAGUGCAAAUAAAAGUGACAUGGAUAGGACAUCAUUUGUAAAGAGUUGCAUAUUCCAUGUGUCAGGGCAUCCCUUCAGCUGUAGGAAGGUUGGAAAGGACUUCCCAGCUACUUUGGGUCUUCUCCAGCACCAGAUCACUCCCACUUGUGAGAAACUCAACAAAAUCACCAAGUGUGGGGAGGCCUUUCAUGGUAGGAAAAGUCAUUACAAGUUGUAUGAAUGUGGGAAAGCUUCCAGCUACAAACAGAGUCUUGUUUACCACCCAAGUGUCUCUACUAGGAAAAAGGUUUAUGAGUCUAGCAAAUAUGGGAAAGCCUUGCGCUGUAAGUACUCACUUGUUCAGCUCCAGAGAGUCCACACUGGAGAAAGGCCUUACGAGUGCAGUGAAUGUGGAAAAUCUUUUAGGCAAAGAGCCACCCUCAUUAUACACCAGAGAGUUCACACUGGAGAAAGGCCUUAUAAAUGUGGCGAGUGUGGAAAAUCCUUUAAUCAGUGCUCCAAUCUUAUUGAACACUACAGAAUUCACAGUGGAGAAAGGCCUUAUGGGUGUGAGGAAUGUGGAAAAGCCUUUGGGUGCAAAUCCAAUCUUGUUCGGCACCAGAGAACCCACACUGGAGAAAAGCCUUAUGAGUGCAGUGAAUGUGGGAAAUUCUUUAGACAAAGCUUCACACUUGUUCAACACCGGAGAAUUCACACCACAGCAAGGCCUUUUGUGUGUGUCCAGUGUGGGAAAUCCUUUAGCCAAAGAGCCACUCUCGUUAGACACCAGAGAGUUCACACUAGUGAAAGGCCUUAUGAGUGUGGGGCAUGUGGGAAAGCCUUUGGAUCCAAAUCCAAACUCGAUCGGCACAACAGAAGUCACACUGGAGAAAGGCCUUAUGAGUGUGGUGAAUGUGGGAAGUCUUUCAGACAAAGCUACAGCCUCGUUGAACACCAGCGAAUUCAUAGUAGAACAAGACCCUUUGAGUGUGUCCCGUGUGGGAAGUCCUUUAGCAGAAGAGCCAUCUUCACUAAACACCAGAGAAUUCACACUGGAGAAAGGCCUUAUAAAUGUGGCGAGUGUGGGAAAUCCUUUAGUAGAAGCACCAGCCUUAUUCAGCACUACAGUAUUCACACUGGGGCAAGGCCUUAUGAGUGUGGGCAGUGUGGAAAAUCCUUCAGGCAAAAGUCUGUCCUUAUUCAACACCAGGUAGUUCACACUGGAGAAAGGCCUUAUGAAUGUGGCGAAUUUUGGAAAUCCUUUAGCCAGCGCUCCAGCCUCAAUCUCCACCGAAAAUUUCACACCAGGGAGAGGCCCCAUGAACACAGGAAGUAUGGGAAAUACUUUACUCCAAACAGCUAA